Molecule: messenger RNA, 1113 nt
Organism: Prorocentrum cordatum
Lineage: Eukaryota; Dinophyceae; Prorocentrales; Prorocentraceae
Source: the annotation of a GenBank genome assembly
AUGAAGCUGGGGCCGACGCGGCGGCCCGACCGACCUCUCGGCGCCGACGCGGCGGCGUACUGGGGGGAGGUGGGCGGGCCCCUGCUGGCCGAGGCCGCCGCGCCCGGCCUCGAGUGGUUCCGCGAGGGCGACGCCAAGCUCGGGGAGGACCUGCGCGCCCACGAGCUGCUGCGCCGGUGGAGGAGCGGCGCCCAGGACCUCGUGAGCGCGGGGCCGGCGCCCUCGAGGGGGGAGGCCGCCGUCGGGGGCGAGCAGGCCCCGCGCCUGGCCCCCGCAGCUGCCGUCGUGCGGGGCGACGAGGCAGCGGCGUGCGCGGCGUCGGAGGCGUCGUCUGGCGCGGACGCGGACGUCUGCGUGCCGGACCUCUGGGCGUGGUCCCGCGGCUCGACGGUGGCGAGCGCCUCCGAGCGGGGCGACCCGCGCGCCGCGUGGGGCCCGUGGGCCAAGGCCUCGUCCGCGUCGUCGUCGAGCAGCGGCGGGGACGCCGCCGCGGGGCCCGGGCCUGCGGCAGCGGCGGGGAUCGCGCCGACCGGGUGCAUCAUCCAGUGGGCGGCCCCCGCCGCGUGUGCCCGGUCCGCGUGCCGCCCGUCGAGCCAGUACGGUCCACCUCCCAGCGCCCCGACGCCGCGGCGUGCAGCCACCGCGCUGGCGCUGGCGGGACUGCUUGCCAAGGCGGCCGCCCACCUGGAGAGCGUGCUGCCAGGCUCGCUCGUGCUCCUGUGCGCGGUGGCCGCGACGGUCGCUCUGACCGCGAAGGCGGGGGGCGACGAGCACCCCCAGAAGGCGGCCGGAUUCGCCGGCGCCGGCGCCGACGACUACCCCGCGUGGCCGAUGCCGACGGCCUGGCCGAGCUGCACGCCGCGGGCCUGGCCGAGCUGCCGGCCUGGCCCGCGCGCCUGUCCUGCGGCCUGGAGGCCGCGUAGGCUUCUCGGCGGCGCGUGCGUGCGCACGCCGCGGGCCUGGCCGAGCUGCCCGCCUGGCCCGCGCGCCUGUCCUACGGCCUGGAGGCCGCGUAGGCUUCUCGGCGGCACGGGGGCGGAUGCUCAUGCAGUUUUUUGUUCUUCUAGGAGUGCUGAGGUGCAUGCGUCGACAUACAUUACACUUCUCAAGUAG